This is a messenger RNA of Paramuricea clavata, 17154 nucleotides long. Lineage: Eukaryota; Metazoa; Cnidaria; Anthozoa; Malacalcyonacea; Plexauridae. The record is from the annotation of a GenBank genome assembly.
AUGACUUUACCUACCUACAAGCAUAAGCCGGACAAGGAUCUUGUGGUAGCGGACACUCUUUCACGGGCACUACUUCCCACUACAGAUUCAGAGUUAGAGAAAGAAAUAUCAUGCCAUGUUCACAUGGUGAUGUCCAAUCUUCCUGCGACAGAUGACAUGAUGGCGAGACUUAGGAUAGCCACAGAAGAAGAUGAAUCACUACAGCAGCUGAAGAAGACCGUUUUGAGCGGGUGGCCAGAUACGAAACGAGAACCACCAGUCAAAAUUAGGGAUUAUUGGCAUUGUAGAGAGGAAAUCUCAGAGAUUGAUGGAAUUCUUUUGAAGAAUGAAAAGACAAUCAUCCCCAGUUCCUUUCGACCAGAAAUGUUGGGAAAGAUUCAUGCUGGACUCAUGGGAACCGAAAAAAGCAAGAAAGUGCACGGGAUGUUCUGUAUUGACCAGGGAUGAAUUCACAGAUAGAAGAAAUGGUCCUACCUGUCUAGAAUAUCGACCAUCAAACCAGAAAGAGCCCAUGACUGUUCAACCAACUCCCACGAUUCAAUGGGAUACUGUCGCCACUGAUUUGUUCUACUGGAACAAUUCAAACUAUCUAUUAGUUGUGGACUAUUUUUCACCCGAAGUUGCCAGAUAUUAAGAGCAGCACCUUGGUUACUUACAUGAAAUCUAUAUUCGCCAGACACGGGAUUCCAAGAGAAGUAAAGAGUGAUAAUGGUCGGCAAUACACAUCACAAGAAUUUGAAAAGUUUUUGCAAGAGUGGAAUUUUCAACACACGACGACCAGUCCAUACCAUCCACAAGCUAAAGGUCUAGCUGAAAGAUCGGUGCAGACUGAGAUGGAAAAGAUCCUUACGUUAGUAUUUUAGAAUAUCGAAAUACAACCAUUGAUCAGAUUGGUUCACCAGCACAAUUACUGAUGAGCAGAAGAUUACGAUCUGUUGUUCCAACAACGAAGUCCCUGUUACAACAUAAAGUCAUUGAUGAAGAUCUAGCGAGUUCGAAGUUAAUAACUAAGAAAACCUUUCAGAAACUGUAUUAUGACCGAGGCUCCAAAGAACUUCCUACAAUAUCACAAGGCGACCAAGUUCACAUAAAGAAAGAAAAAAUAUGGAAUCCAGCUGUGGUAACUAGUGAAGCACACACACCUAGGUCAUAUAUCGUGCAAAGUCCAGAUGGAAGAACUUACAGAAGAAACAGGAAACACAUUCUCAAGACGAAAGAAGGAAAUUCACAGCCAUUUGGAAAAGAAGAUUGUGAUGAUCCCAUUAGUCAAAGCAAUGAAGAGGAUGCAGUUGGUACAGAACCAGCAAAUGAUGGUGAUAAUGCAGUAUCUACAGAAGAAACAUCAGAGGAACAAUUACCGGUAACACUUGAUAAACAAUUUAGUGCAUCUCCACUAAAGACUAGAAGUGGAAGAAUAAUUAGGAAACCAAAUAGGUAUAAAGACUAUUAGUUAUGAACAUUAGAUAAUAGUUGUUUGACAAUUAAUUAAACUUUAAAUCAAUUGGAUAAUUUUAGAACAAUAAUGACUUUAAAAAAAAAGAAACAAAAAAAACUUAUACGUAUAUAGAUUAGUAUAGAUACUUUUCUUAUUUAAGAAGAGGGAUUUUGUUUUAUAUGUUAAUUUAUGUAUAAACUUAGCUAUAUAAGAGUUGCUGUACUCACAUUAGUGUUAAUCUAAUAAAUGCUAUACAUAUGGAUGUACAAACAUAACAGUUACUUCUAUAAUCGAAAUCAGGGUAUCUGUUAUUAAUUAAAGAAAAAAUAGCAAAAGUCAAUUUCCAUGAAAAUAUUGUGGCGACAAAUGUAGUAAUUUCUCUCCCUUAGCUACGGCCGUGCAUUGUUUAUCGUUCAAUGUAUUUAUUCUUAGGAAUGUAACAGCAACAAACCUACAACAUGGACAGCGAAUAACAAUCUUCCGUGCAGUGACAAUAACGUCAUGACUCGAAAUGACCGUUGUACAAACGGAGAUUGUCGGGGGCAGCCGUUCAAUUGUUUAUCGUGCCAGGAACAUCACAACGACGCAUGCCGAAUAAAAUCUGGGUAUUGCGUCAUCAAUUAUAACAGUGUCGACACAUGUUAUACCACUACUACGGAAAAACCCGGAAAUCAAUGUCAGGUAAAGUAAAGAUAAAGAUAUGUUACAAAUUAAGUUAAACUGUUUCCAUAAAAAUUUGAAGGACGUACACCAAUCGGUUUUAUAAGAGAAUUAUUAUAUUUCAUUUAAUGAGUUUGAACAACACAUGAAGAUAUCAUGUGCUUUCGCCAUUCCUAUUUAGGUAAAUUAACCUAUGAUUCGUUAAAAUAUUCACGAACCAUCUUUACGAACCAUCUUUGCCAUCCUAAAUGCCUAUAAAUAUCUAUCGCUUGUAUUUUAAUUUUCAAGCAAGAGCUUUAUUUUUUAGUGGUGUCUUUCUACAAUAAGUAGUACAACAUGGAUAAACAAGCACGACGUUCCUUGUGAUGAUGGAGAUAGUUGUACAAAAUCAGACACAUGCAAACAUGGUCAAUGUGAAGGGAUAAGUUUUACAUGCAAUAAUGAUUGUCAGUCCUGCAAUGGCAGCGACUGUAGUUUACAUUCAGGAUAUGGAUAUUUGCCAGACAAAUGUACUUGCAAAAUAGCAGGUAGGCCGAUAUAAAAGUCAAACAGUUUUGUUGAUUUCAUAAGGUACCAAAGCUACAGAACAACCCAUACAUAACUUUUUACAGCUAUAGGCAUGCAACCGAAAGUGGACUAAUAUGUUGUAGCAUAUAUUUUAGGUUUAUGAAAUCGAUAAUUACCUAAAAAUGACCACUUAUAUUUCCUCAGGAAAAGACUAUGAUCAUCAACAGCUCAACCCAAGUAAUGAAUGCCAAUGGUGUGAUAUUUAUGACAAAUCAUCAAAAUCAAUUUUCGCAUGGUCCAACCGACCGUCGGUUCGUUGUGAUGACAAUAACGCCUGUACAAAGCAAGAAGCCUGUCAAAAUGGAUACUGUGUUGGUACCAAAUACAGCUGUCAAAUAUCCUAUCCGCAGUCUAGUUGUAUACAGAGUUCUCAAUGUGUUGGUGAUGGAACGUGUAGGAAUAUCAUAAAGAGCAACGGAACAAUAUGCCGCCGAGCCUUUGACUAUUGCGAUCAACCAGAAAGGUAAGAAAAUAGUAUAAACUAUGUGUUGCAUGUGUGAUUCUGAUAUACAUUAGAUAUAAAUUACACUUACUGUAUUCUAAUACGGAUUACAAGUAGGGAAACAGAUUGGAGGAGAAUGGGUGAAUAUUGAAUAGUGUGGAUGAUUAGGCAAGGGGUUUAGUAUGGAUUUGCUAUAGACUGUUACAUAAUAGGUAAGUAAGUAGCUAGGUAAGUGUGUAGGUCUUCGUGUUCGCAGCGACAAAGCCGCUGCAGUUAAGUAAACGCGUAGUGUACGGGAGACCAGAAAGCAUAACAAAUUUGGUAGGUCCCUUAGUGUUACAGUUUGGCGUGAUAUGGCAUAAACAAAAUGGCGGGAAUAUAGCGAAAGAAUGACAACAAACACAUUUCAAAGGGACUGACAUUUUAUCGUAGGUAUUUCCCACAAACGAAUAGAAAAUACCUAAGAUUAACUUAAAUAGGAAAAUCUUUAAAGAAGAGAUUUGUAAUAAUAACAAGUGUAAAAGAGUGGCAAGGAAUUACGCAUGCACUACAUUCAUUUGUGUAAGCCACUCUUGUGAUUUUCCAGUUGGUAUUGGCCGCCAAUGGCCAUGAACGGCAUUUCGUCUUUUUGUGAUAGUUCUUUCUCCCAAAACUUAAAUGAAACACGCUUAGGGUCGUGAUGUACCGAUAGAAGUGGCCUCAAGCAUACAUUUUCAUGGAGUUCACCUAACUCCGUUUUGCGCAUACGUUCUGCGCAGGCUUACAUUCCAAUGGUCGGGACCCGACCGUUGGAAUGUUAUUAAUAUUUCGUAUUUUUUGAACUUUCUUGAAUUGAAUCUCUAGUCUGUAUUCAUUUACAAGCAUAGCGAACCAGAAGAGCGUUAAAAAUUUAGUAUAAUAUAUAUCUAAUCAUAUUUUACAACUGUAGCACUGAGUUCAAAAUGAAAACAAAGCGUUUGUUUACAUUACGGACUUUAAAUGGUCUGUAAAGUGCUCUUGUGACGAGAAAAUCAUCUUUCCAAUAUACAUCUUAGUCCCCGAGCCAACGGCGCGAAGCGCCGUUCCGGGCGUAAGCCCGGGGCGAGGGUACUAAAUACGACCGACUAUUUACACCCGGGUGUUUGAGAACAUAGCGAAGGGCAAAGUAACUCCAUUAUGUGAUGGACGGUCUUCGACGUUAUGCGCAUGCGCGAGUACAAACUCGCUCACACCCUGUCGCUCGCUCACACCCCAUCGAAACGUUUUCCCGUUACAUGUUACAUUAAAUUUAGUCUAUUGAAAGCCACAUAACAUAAAACUACAUUCCAAAUUGAAAUGAAAAUCAAUGAUUCUUUUAUAGGUACAAAUGAUCUCAUAUUACUUUCUCAUAUUGUUUUCACGUUACCAUAGGCAUAGCGACUACUAUUAUUUUAAACAUAGACCGACUUCAUGCAUGUUGAAUGGAAUUUCUAUACUUCAUCUGUUAAAAAAGGCGAGCGAUGCUGCAUUUGCUGUCGAUGUAGGCAGGAAAACAGGCUCAAGCCCAAAAGUGUACUUUUUUAGUUAGCAGGGUGGGUUGGUAAUCUUUUAGGAAGCAAACGGGUAAGGUAGGUAUUGUCCAAGGAGAUAUACUAGACAACAGUAACUUUAUUCAGAACACACUCAUUUACAUUUUUACAAAACCGAGAGCAGUCUAGUACUGUAAAUUCGUUGGUGCAUAGGGUAGAAGAGGAGGAAUAUACAGUAACAUGCCAAAAUUCAGGUAAAAUUAUGGUUCGUUACGCAGUGUGUCUGCAAUAUCCUAUACUUAUUCAACAUAUUUCAUAUUUUCAUAGGUGUAAUGGUGUAAUAGAAACAUGCCCGCCAACACAUGUCACCCCAAUAUACCUUCAAGAAGGUCAGGCAAGUCUUACGCAUUCGAACUUCGCGAGACCAGUAGCAUUCCAGUCGAGCGCAGACAAAUUACAUCUCCAACUCAGUGGCUUUUCUAGCACUUGCGGUUCGAUAACUGUAAAGUGGUCUUUAAUAAAAGCGGGAAACAAUUGCAUCCUUGGCAAAAAUAAUGCGACACUUUCUUCCAGUACAAAUAAUCAUAUUCUCGCCGAUCUUAAUUUGUGGCCCACAGAAACAUAUAAAGUCGUUGUUCAGGGGAAGAAUAUUCGCCAACAAUUUGGCUUACCAGUGUGCAGUAACGCGGUGACAGUAGAUACAAGUAUGCCAACUGGUGGUUGGGUGUAUGAUGGUUUAGGCCAUACUGAUCUUCAAUAUCAAUCGAGUAAGUUGUUUAGCACAUCAUGGGGAGGUUUUGAAUCAAUCUACGGUAUUGAGAAGUAUGAAGUCUCUAUGGAGUAUGAACCACUGUCUUCUAAAGACCAAAUUGAAGUGCAAGACUUUGUAAAUGUAUACUUGAACGUUUCGUUCAGUAAAACAAUCGCAAUAAUCGCAGACGGCAUGAAAGUUAGAACAAAAGUACGUGCAUACACAAAAGCAGGAUUGUACAUCGAAAGAGUGAGCAAUGGUGUUACUGUGGAUACGUCAAAACCUCUUCCUGGAACAGUUGCUGACGGCUCAAUCAUCUCCUCAGAUUUGGAAUAUGCUGACUGGACGUCAAGCUACACCAUCAGUUGGGAACCAUUCAGAGAUCUCCAUGCGCCCAUUAUCAACUACAAUGUCGGUGUUAAGAGAAAAAAUGGCGGCUUUGUGUCAUUGGGGUUAACAGCUGUCGGUAUGAUAUAUCAGUUUGUUGUCCCAGAUUUAGUUCUUAUCUCGGAGGUAGAAUAUUGUGGAAUCGUUGAAGCCGAAAACGCUGCUGGACUAAAAGCUCUGGCUUAUUCAAACUGUUUGCUCAUUGAUCGUGAUGCUCCACGACAUGGGACUGUUAAUGAUGGUUUGUCUAAUGACAUUGAUUAUCAAUCGGGUAAUACAGUGUUCCACGCUAACUGGAACGGAUUUAGCGACGGCGUUCACGGUAGCGGACUUGCAGAAUACAAGUACAUACUAACAGAUGAAAAUAAUAACAAUUUAACAUUAUGGACCACUGUAGGCCUGCAAACAAAUGUUACAAUCCCAGGGAUUAAUCUUUUAGAUGGUAACAUCUAUUACAUUACCGUACGAGCAAUCGAUAGAGUGGGACAUUACAAAGAAAUUAAAUCAGACGGAGUGUACAUCGACACAACUCAUCCAGUUUAUACUGGAAAAAUAGUCGUUGAAGGCGAAACGGCACAGGAAAAUGAAGAAACCGUUGUUUAUAUUCAAAGUGAGGACUCUGUAACAGUAUCUUGGCCUCAGUUUCUGGACGAUCAUAGCGGAAUGAAGAAAUACCAAUGGAGUAUUGUCGAAAAUCAUGAACAAUCAACAGAGUGGGAAGACGUGCCAGGAAUAGAUCUUGCGACAAGAGCAGUGUUUCGGUAAGCGUAAAAGCAUUACUGCAUGUGCUUAUUUUUAUUAAUUUUAUUGACGAUUUGCAAUACUUUUCAGUCUUUCUGCGUUGUGAAACGUAGCUACUGCAUGCAAAACUAAAUGCAAAAAAUGUUAAGAGAUAGGGCAUUCAAACGCGGAUAUCAGGGAUUUUUUCGUUUUGAUGAAAUAUUUUACGUUAUGAUAAAAUAUUUUACAAAAUAUUUUUUGAAAUCGUCAUAAAAUAUAUAAAAUGUAAGAAUAAUUCUAAUUCAAAUAUCCAUGCAAUUGUCACUUAUUUAAGGUAAUGACGAUUAUUGCAAUGUAUUUUUAGAUUCCUGUCACUAGUCAAUACCACUGGAUAUCGUCUAACCAUUCGCGGUAUUAACAACGCUGGUCUCCAUACAGAUAUCACAUCACCUUUAAUAAUCUUCAUGGGAGAAACAGCUGGACGUGGGACAGUCUACGACGGCCAGGAUCUAUUGACAGAUAUAGAUUAUCUAACAAACAAAUAUGAAGUUCAUGCAACUUGGCAAGGCUUUGAAACGCCCAAUGUAAAAAUACGAGCUUAUUACUUUGCGAUUGGUAGCUGUACGAGAGGUAAUUAUCACGUAACUAAUAACCAGUUCAUACCAGUAACACCGCUUACAGCGACAUCAUUUGGAAUACAAGGUCUGCACCUCGUGAAUGGUCAGAGAUACUGCGUCAAAAUCAAAGCAGAAAAUUUAGCUGGAGUUGAAAGCGAUAUAGCCUCUUCAGAUGGGUUUAUUUUGGAUGUUUCCCCUCCUGUUUUAAAGCAUGCGCUGGUAUUCGAUGGACAGGGUAAUGAUGAUAUAGAUCACCAGUUUAGCAGAACGCAGUUAUCUGCAACCUGGACCGGAAUUCAUGACCAUGAAUCAGGAAUAAAAAACUUUGAGGUCGCUGUCAGCCGAAACAGAGCUGCCCAGCCAGAUGUAACGAACUUCACUGACGUUGGCCACAAUAUGUCCUGUACGAUAACUGGGCUGCGUCUUAACAACGAAGUUUAUUACAUCAUAUUGUGUAGUAUAAAUAACGCCGGAUUAAAGUCGUGUUUGGCUUCUGAUGGUGUCCUCAUUGACCCAACUCCUCCAACGACUGGCAUCGUACAUGAUGGGAUACUUGAACCAGAUAUCCGCUAUCAGUCAUCUGUCGAUCAGCUAAGUGCAAAUUGGGAACGAAUUUGGGACUUGGAAAGCAGGGUAGAGAGAUUUGAAUGGGGGAUUGGGGAAGAAAAAAAGGAUCUGGUUCAAGAUUUUGUUAGCGUUGGUCUUCAGACUCACGUUACAUCCAAAAAGGUUCUAGAUCUGAAACACGGCCAUAAUUAUACUGUAUUCCUUCGCGUCUAUAACAGAGCUGGCGUAUUAAAAGAAUUGUUAUCUAAUGGCGUCUUUAUUGAUUCAUCACCACCAGUUCCACGUGAAAUUAUACCAAGGCUAUCCCCAACGGAAUGGCACUUCUCUAAAGAAACUGAAACAUAUUAUUCUUCUAGUGCGUCAAAUAUUUACGUUACAUGGACGAAUUUUGAAGAACUGGAAAGUGAAAUGUGGUAUUACAAGUGGGCAAUAGGGACUUCGAAAUAUGGCACUCAAGUCCAACAACUUAUAAAUAUCGGUUUAGCGACAUAUGCUAAUACCUCCAAAGGCGGACUUAAUAUCCGCCCCGGGAUUCAUUAUUUUGUCACUGUAGUUGGAAAAAAUCGAGCGGACCUUUUCUCAGGUAGCUGUUCAAGGCCUUUCCUUAUUGACUACAGCCCACCACGUGCUGGAAAUAUCCAGAUCAAAUCACUUUCUGGGAUCGAAAAAAAAUACUUUAGGCCAGACGAAAAUAUUUACGUUAGUUGGUCAGGAUUCGAAGAUCCGGAAAGUGGAAUAGAAAUGUACAAUAUUACAGUGGUAUAUAACAACAGAAAGAUUUUAAACUACAUCCGAAGCUCUGUUGAUGCAGAACUGGAAAUAUUGAUAGAUACAGGUCUUCUGUUUCCGGGGAAAGCUUAUAAAAUUGUUGUAAAAUCCAUCAAUUACGCAGGCCUCGAGUCCUUUCGGAUUUCAAACACGUUCACUAUCGAUAAUACUCCACCUGUCUACACCGGAAAUAAAAAUAAAUUACCAAAGCGCUAUUUUCUACCGGAUCCUCAUUCAUUAAAAGUUUCUUGGGAAACCUUCCAAGAUCACGAGAGUCCCGUGGAAUUUUAUGAAAUUGGCAUCGGAAGUCAGGUAUCUAGUGACGAUGUAUAUAAGUUUACUAAAACUAACUUAUGUACAUAUUCCAGUUUUUCUGCUUUAGACAUAGUAGACAACCAGUGGUACUAUGUAACCAUCAACGCUUAUAACAUGGCUGGCCUUGUGACGUCACUGGUGUUGGAGGAAAUCAAUUUUGAUCACAGUCCGCCUCAUGGAAAUAACGGAAGUGUUAAAGAUGGUUUAUUACAGGACGAUAUUGACCAUAUGUCGUCAAAAAGCAGUGUUUCUGCUAGCUUGGACAAUACCGAGGACUUAGAAAGUGGAAUAAGGAAAGUUGAGUAUUGCGUAGGUAGUUCGCCAUUUAACUGCUUCAUAAAAUCUUUCACUUCAAUCCAUCCAAAUAAGUCGUUCGUGUGUACGGAUUGCCAAAUUGAUUCUGGGAUGACAGCUUUUGCCAUAUUUCGUGUAACAAACGGAGCAGGUUUGUCUGCUAUAUUCGUCUCGGAUGGCGUCACAGUCGAUUCCACUCCUCCUGAAAUACAACGCGUUUAUGAUGGUAAAAAGACGGAAUAUCCCGACGUGGAAAAGACGUAUACCAAUUGGACGCCAACUGUCACGUGGUACGGAGCACGAGAUCUUCAAAGUGGCUUGCGCAUUUGUCAGUGGAUGAUCGCAAGGAAAGAGGAGAACACAACCGUCAGAGUGUAUACGAAGACGCUUCAUAAAAUUAACGUAACUUAUAACACACGCCAUACCAUACAAGCGAUUGGCCCGAUUAAACUUAGGACAAAUUUUUCAUAUUUUAAUGUAAUCCAAUGCAGGAACCAUGCAGGAAUUACUAGUCACCAGUAUUCCAAUGGCUGGUCGGUGGUUGAACAAUGGCCUAUUCCGUCAUACGUGAUUGACGGUAUUGGCCCACAUGACAGGAAGUAUGACGUUAAUGGCAAAAAUAUUCAAGCAUUAUGGGGCGCAUUCCACGCCGAUUCAAAGGAUCCCAUAAUAAAGUAUGAAUGGGCUGUUGGUACACUUGGACAAGUUAGCAACAUCCUGGAAUUUACAGAUGUAGGACUUGAUACAGAAGUUUCAUUACCGUUAUCAGAAAGCGAUAUUGUAUUAAAACCUGGUGUUGAAUAUUACAUAACUGUCCGGGGAACCACUUUGAGCGGAUGGAAUAGCAACAACACUUCAAACGGCUUUAUCGUGGAUAUAACUUCGCCGACUGCUGGCAUUGUGAGUGUGUCUCAUCAUAUUGUAAACCAGAAUACGAAUGAAGUUGACUAUACGCUAUCGUGGGAAGGUUUUGUUGAUAUCGAGACAGGAAUUGACAGAUAUGCAUAUUGUUUAGGUUAUAUUAAGGAUGUUUGCUCAACGGCUGCCUUCAAUGCAGGCCUGGUUUUUCAAGGCACAGUGCACGGUUUUCUUCCUGAAGCCCAAGAUAAUUCAUUCUAUGGUAUUGUCAUUGCAACAAAUGCAGCAGGUUUGAAAACAAUUGUUAGUUCAAAUGCUGUUAAAAUUGACUUCACCCCUCCCACAACAGGAACUGUACUUGAUGGAAUUGAUAUUGACUUAGACUACAUCAAUUCCAGCGUUGCCUUAGCAACGACAUGGUCUGCAUUUACUGACCCCGAGUCUGGUAUUAAAAAAUGUACUUUAACCGUCAGUGAAGAAAACGUCGAAAAGAAUGGGUCUAAAAUGAAACUAAAGAUGGAUGUCGAAGCGAGAGGCUCUAUAAUCCAUAAUACCGUCUUGAUAUCAGGCCUCAAGUACGUUUCUACUAUAACAUGUGAAAAUGUUGACGGAUUUAAAUCUUCAAAAUCUUCUAACGGUAUUAUUGUCGACGAUUCCCCUCCUAACGCGGGUACAAUACUCAACAAAAAUGCCCAAUCCUUUGAAAAUCAAUAUCAGUCAUCCACAAGUGGUCUUUACGUCCGUUGGACCGACGGUUACGAUCCUGAAAGUGACAUUAUGGAGUAUUUAGUAGCUGUGGGAUCUGGUUCAAAUCAGGACGAUAUACGCGAAUUCUUUUCAGUUGGAUUAGCACGAGAAAUAAAUGCAAAGAAUCUUACUAUGUCCUCUGGUUCAACGUAUUAUAUUACUUUGCAAAUUGUGAAUAAAGCUGGCUUAUGGUCACGUGUCUCGUCAAGUGGUAUAACAGUUGACACUUCACCACCUGAAAUUGAGGAGGUAUGUAUGCAUAAUAUCUAUUCUUAUCUUUUUAUUUAGGCUGCCUAAUGAUAUUUUUUGAUUUUUUGCAAUAUGAUUGGCUGCAGGAACGAGCAGCUUUUUACUAUCACCGAGGAGUGAAAACACUUUUGAAGCUUAAAUCCAGCCUACCGAUACAAAAAAUGGUAAAAUUAAGAGACUUUAAUGGAAUUAGUACCAAGCACAAAAUGUUGGUACUUAGUAUGCCGACUUAAUAAAUUGAGAUUGAGAAAUGCACUUUUCUUUGCCCAAAAAUGCGAAAAAGACCCAAAUAUAAACAUAAAAACACUGCCCAGUGGCAUUGAAAAAACACUGCCCAGUGGCAUUGAAAAAACACUGCCCAGUGGCAGUCGAAACUCGUAAAAAAGUCGGCCGGAUUAUAUGCCAAACCAUUCAAUAUAAUGGGUGUCUAUUAGCGAUAAUGCAAAGCUCACUUGCCUUGUGGUCGUUUGAGCACUCUGACCCCAUUACGCUCUGCGCAUGUCUGGGUGCGUUGAGUCACCGUGUUACACCACAUGCCUUGGUGAGAACAAGUUCAUGGGAUAUAAAUACGAGUGUCUCACGUAUCUGGACGUGUACCAAGCUGCACUGACGAGGUGUAGAACGCCCAAACAUGCAUGUCUGCAGAUUGUACCAUAUAUAUAUAUAUAUAUAUAUAUAUAUAUAUAUAUAUAUGUUUUCGUUUAUUGUUGUAACUGAUCUAUUAUAUACCAUUAAAUAUCUUUUUUAAUUGUAUAUAAUAGAUCAGUUACAACAAUAAACGAAAACAUGUCUCUUACUGAUCGCACAGCCAGCAUAUAUAUAUAUAUAUAUAUAUAUAUAUAUAUAUAUAUAUAUAUAUAUAUAUAUAUAUAUAUAUAUAUAUAUAUAUAUAUAUAUAUAUAUAUAUAUAUAUAUAUAUAUAUAUAUAUAUAUAUGUAAGAGUUAUAAACCGAGUAGGAGGUUUAUUGACUGAUAUAUUGACCCGAGGACGCGUAGCGUCCGAGGGGCAAUAUAUCAGUUAUAAACCGACUUACUCGGUUUAUAACUAACUUAUAUCACACUUGCGGAGGUUUUCCAACAUAUUUUGUCAUUUUCAAAAAUUUUUAAUGAAAAAUUCUCGCGUUUUGUCUAGAAGUUUCAUAUAAUCAUUUAUUCAAGGUCUAUAAGCUAGUUAUAAACCUCGGACGAACAAAGAAAACAGACGCAAGUGUGAUAUAAAUAUAUAUAUAUAUAUAUAUAUAUAUAUAUAUAUAUAUAUAUAUAUAUAUAUAUAUAUAUAUAUAUAUAGAGAGAGAGAGAGAGAGAGAGAGAGAUUUAUUUAAAUUCGGAAAUUCUUCAGUGCAUAGCACUGCUUUACAAGAAAGCCGAAUACAUAUACAAUAUUUAGCUAGAAGCUGAUGAUGUGAUUAUUGCUCCUUUUUUAAACUGACUCAAACUGUUGCUGCAUUUUACAUCUUCUGGUAAAGUAUUCCACAAUUUUACCCCUGAAAAUGCAAAGCUCUUCUUUAAAUAUUAAGUUUGAGGCUUUGGUAGUACAAGGCAUAAUUUUCUAUUUCUUAAUGUAUAAAAAUUAUCUAUGGCAGACAUUUCCAAAUGGUCUCUUAAAUACUUUGGUGCCAAAUUGUUUACUAUCUUAUACAUCAUAGUUAAUUUGUGUGUGUCUUGCAUUUCUGCAAGAGUUUCCCAGUUUAGUGUUUUCCUUAUUUCAUUGGAUCUGACAUCAUAACCUUGAUGAGUAAUAACUCUAGCGGCACGAUUUUACAACUUUUGUAGAAUGCUGGCACCAUGAGAGAGAGAGAGAGAGAGAGAGAGAGAGAGAGAGAGAGAGAGAGAGAGAGAGAGAGAGAGAGAGAGAGAUAGAGAGAGAGAGAGAGAGAGAGAGAGAGAGAGAGAGAGAGAGAGAGAGAGAGAGAGAGAGAGAGAGAGAGAGAGAGAGAGAGAGAGAGAGAGAGAGAGAGAGAGUUAGCCUAUUUGAUCCCUUGCAACUUCUUUAUUUUUAUAAGUCUAGCUCUAAGGAUGCAUAAAAUGAAAGACGGAUAAAAUGAGAGUGUUGGUACAUAUAUUGCCAGUUAUAAGCGGAAAAAACUGUCUUGCCGGGGGUUGCAUGGGAACAGGCGUUUAUUCAGGUGCGGCUCCUAUAAAUGCCAGUUCGCAGGCUAUGCUGUGGGAAAAAUGCAUGCACGAUUCCUUCCUUGAGAAUUAAAUCCUUACAUUUCCGGUCACUUUGCUAUAUAGCUGUAAAUAUCAGCAAGAUAUGUUCGUAAGUCUUUCGUCAUGCACAUUUGAGCUUAGAAAAUAGAUAGCAUUGUGCAAUUUUAUAUUCUAUAGAAUGUAAUAAUGUUGUAUAUUAACAUAAAAGUUCUGGGACUUGUAUUAAGGAAACCAAGUUUUAGCCUGCGAGCAGGCUCUCAAAGUGAAAUGAGAGCCUGCACUGAUGAAAUACAAUUUUGAAUAUCUGCGUCUCAAAUCGGGACGGGAAAUUCUCAUUGGUCAGACGCUAUAAUAUAUAUGUUUCCGCUGAGCUCUAUAAUGUCAACUGCUGAAGCACUAUGCAUAUAAAAAACACAUCAAUUGAUCAAAUUGGUCUUGGCCAUCUUAUCUCAAAGCACGAAAUGUUCUGUUUUGAGAAAACAGUAUUUAAAACAUUUAAAUUUUUGCUUGAAUAUCUUAUACUUUGAAAAACAGUAUAAACUGUAUGGUCUAAAUUUAGUUUGCACGAAUGUUGUAAAAAAUACCAUAUAAGGAUAGGCAUUCCAUAACGUUGCGGAGCAGCUACUGAAAAUUGUAUUUCAUCAGUGCAGGCUCUCAUUUCACCUUGGAAGCUUGCUCGCAGGCUAACUAAGUUUUAUCAUCACUGAAAAAUUGAAAAUAUUUGUUUCAUGUAAUUCUCUUUUUUAGGUAAAACUUGAAAGGUCUGAAAUUGGACACAUAGGUCCGAAAGAUAAUCUUAGUGGAAACUGGAGAGCAUUUGACGAUGAAAGUAGUAUAGAUUAUGCUGAAUAUUGUUUUGGUACGACUAAAGGAGGGUGCAAAGUACAAGACAUGCAUCGUGCAUUGGAGAAAGAAAUGAACCUAACUUGCCUGGAUUGCAAACUGAAACACAAGUACACUUACUUUAUGACUGUUCGAGUCUGGAAUAGAGCAGGCUUGUUUAACCUGACUACAUCAGAAGGAGUUACAGUUGAUUUAACAGCACCAACCGAGGGCAAGGUAUCAUUAAACAAAACGUAUACGUCCUGUAUUGAUCGCUGUAGCCUGACGGCAGAAUUUAAUGGAUUUAAAGAUGAAGAAAGUGGUAUUGAAAGUUGCGAAUUUAGCAUUAAAACCGUGAACGAAGUAACAGUAACGCCCGUUCAACCUACGACGAGUGAAAACCAAGCAGAAGCCAAAUAUUUAACAUUGCAACAUGACGAAAGCUACAAAGUAGCUAUUGCUUGUCAUAAUACCGUGGGAGGGCGAAGUUUGGAUGCUUUAUCGCCACCGAUACGGAUUGAUAACACCCCACCGGAAAAGGUAAGGCGUGCCUGCAAUUACAAAAACAGCUUCAACGAUUAUAUCUAAAAUUACUAUCCAUUUCUAGUACGUUCUCAUUACUGCCUUAUUGUUUGUGACAAAGAUAUUAUUUUUACCUGACAUUUGCCGACGAAGAUAAAGUCAAAUUGAAGGAAAUGUAAUAAUUAGUUCACAGUCUUUUCAAGGAUUCAAUGUAGUCUGGAUUUUGGACAGCCAUUCGUUGAGAUUUGGUCCCAGUUUAGUGACAUCGUUCACUACUAGAAACCUGUAAGUGAUUUUAAUUAGCUGAGAGAGCUAUAGUUAUUCACAUUUAACGAGAUUAUGCAACAUUAGUAUACAUUUAAUUAAUUAUCCGAUAACAAACAACAUGGCCAUGGGCGUGAAUGAAAAUUAAAUUUCCAGAUUUUAGGAAAGCCGUUUUAAGUGUUUGUCCGCUGUUCGAAGUAAAACUUUAUACACAGCAAGACAAUGCGCUUUUCCAAUUCGUUUGUUGAAGAGAUCUGUUUAUUUACUUACUUGCUGGGUUCGGGAAAUUUCUGUGUGUAAAAUGUACUGAGCUUCGUCGACCGCUAUUCCAUUAGUAAUCUUACCUUGUAAUUUUUCUCUUUGGCGGAUAAUAUAUUUCAGUUAAAUUUCAGGUAAUUUUGGUUAAUUAAGAAUUUAGGUAACUAUCAGGUAAAUUCAUGCAGGUAAAAAUGUAUUUUCCAACACCCUCUCCCCAUCCCCCCGCCGCUCGCCAACAAUUUUGGGAAAAAUAUUAAUUAGUGGUUGAAAUGCUAUGCAAUUCAGGCAAAAUUCCCGAGAUGAAGGCUGCUUGCAACGGCCCUGUAGUCAAGCCAUGUGGGCAAUAAGAAGUUUCUCGUACACCUGUGAGUAUAUAAAAAACAAAUCUAUUCGACAAAGAAUUGGAAAAGUGCAUUACUUUGAACAGCUGAUUAACACGGCUUUCCUAAAAUCUGGAAACUUUUCCAUCACGCAAUAAGAUGUAUUUUUUGUAAGCUGGUUAAUUACAAUAUUAAAAUAUCGUCGUUCAUUUUGGACAAUGCAGCCCCACUUGGACUUGCCCUUUGUUCUUUUAUUUGUUUAUAUUAGCUUUUAACAAAUAUGGCCUGACCGAUAUCUAAUUCACAUAAACGUUAUUGCCUAAAGCAAAUAAAAUAUUUUCACCGUAUUUUCGAGCAGACUGCCUGUCGGCAACAUCAUUUUUGGGCCGCCCAUGCCGCACCCGUUUACCAAAGUUUUGAAACGUUCUUCCUAGCAUAAAGUGACAUUCAGUAAAAUGGAUUAAUUUUACAUUAAAAUUAUUCCUAUUGAAGGCCAAAUAAAGGCAUAACAGUUAAUUCUAGAAUUUGAAAAUCAAUUAUUUUAAAUUUUAGCUUUUGAUUAUCCAGCCUAUUUGUUGAAUUGAAGUAUUUUGUAGUUUACAAAAUUAAACAUACUAUUUGCAUGUUAGCAUAGCAACUACUGUUGUUUCCAAUUAUGAAAUAUUUCAUGAUGAUACAAUGUUUUGGAAUUAUAGUCGCUCUAUUAAGAACGGACAAGGAGUUGGCGCAUGCAUGUAUUUCUAGUUUAUACAUAAUUAUAGCUCUCAGCCAAUCAAAAUCACUACCAGGUUUUCUGGAAAUGAGUGACGUCACUAUAUUGGGAUUUCGGCAUGUCCCUUCAGACGUAAAUCUCAUGCAACGAGUGGUCAUCAGAAAUUCAAGCUAGUUUAAUUUAAAAUUAUAUGAAAUAAUAUUAUUCAAUUUAGGGGUUUGUGAUAAUCAGCCCGGAUCGAAAUCAUGACGUUCUUCGUGAGCAUGUUGGCUGUCACUUUCUCAAUACGACACUACGAGUUUACUGGUCGGAAUUUGGAGACAAAGAAUCAAACAUCGCUGGAUAUCGUGUCGCCAUUGGACGGGAACCAUUUAGAUAUGAUAUCAUACCUUAUACAUAUACUCGUAUUGCCUCAGAUGCAAAGUUUGAACUUGGGGAAAAAUAUGGUCUGUCUCUGGGAGAAACAAUAUUUGCAACAGUGGAGGCAACAAAUAGAGCGGGUCUUUCAACCGAAGCUGCAUCGCUUCCUACUCGUCUAAUAUUUGAUAGAGAGAGUAAUCUUUCAACUGAGCAGGAUUUCUCAUGCAUUAAUGCUUAAUAUAUUACGGUGAAUCAGCGAUCAGAAAUAAAAACUAGACUAAACGCUAAGAAAGGUAUCAUGGCAGCAAUUUAUUAAAGUAAACGUAUUAUGGCAGAAAUUUAUUGCGACGUUUAAAAAUAAUAACGCGUCCCCUACUCUAUUCACAUUCAUGAUAUAAUCUAUAAUAAACGACAUUUGUGCGCAAACGCGUCCCUAACUUUUUACAAUAGAUUUUCGCCAUUGUUCGGCAUGGCUGAAUGCUGUCGAUUUCCAUUCUCUAACAAUGCUCAAUUGACUUCAUUUUUGGCACAAGCCACCAGCCUACCACCACUCUAAUUUUCAGGUCAGUGACUGUAAACAGAAAACAUUAAGCACACUUUAAAUAUAUUAAAAUCAUUAACAUGCGCAUUAUUUAAAGAUGUUGUAAAGUCCGUAAUGUAAACAAACGCUUUGUUUACAUUUUGAAUUGCUCUAUAAGCCUAUUUGUAAAAUAUGAUAUACUAACUGAAUAUCUAACACAGGGCCGUAGCAAAGGGGGGUAUUGGGGGGGGGGUGGUUAACCUCCCAACUUUUUUAGAAUUAACAUAUUCGGAAAAUCAGGUUGGUCAUUCGGAAAAUUACGGCAGUAAUAGUAUAACAAAAUUUUAGUUGUUUAAACAGA